AUGGUGUCGGAGGAUCGCCGGACUCAGGCUCCCGUAGUCUCAGUCAACCUACGUCACCCUCCUCCACCAUCACGGAAGAUCUCGUGUCAAUUCGAUUCGUCUCCACCUGCUUUCGGAGACAUUGGUCGCAAGAAGGAAAAUAUGUUCUGGCUUAACAAAGAUAGGCCUCUGAUUAUCAAGGAAGGAGCUUUUGAAGAAAAGAAGAAGAUAGUUGACUGCAUUGGCAUAGGUAAACAAAAUUUAAUGGAAGAUUCAAACUCGAAGAAAGAUAACCAGAUUACUGAUUAUAUGGUUUUAGAAGAAGUCAAUAUAAAUUCUAAGGAACAUGAAGGCGUAGACAAGGCUGAUCGGUGCUCUAACCUGACCAAAGUUUGGGAAUGCAAAUCUGGAGAACUUGGGAAUUGUAUUCAAAUAAACAAUGUUAAAUGUUCAAAUCCUGUUACUGAAAAACAAGUGCUGAAUGCUUGGAAGAAGAAGAAUAAUAUCAAAGUCUCUGAACUUAAUUUCGGAGAAAAUUUUGUGAAUGAAGACGGAGCUGUUAAACUUCAUGUUGAAAAUGAAUUUGAUAAUUCAAACAGACUUAAGAAGUCUCUGGUGAUAAAGAUCUUUGGUAAUAAUAUACCUUUCAAUGUCAUUAGUAUGGAGUUAAGGAAACAAUGGUCCAGGUUCGACAAAUUUCAUUUAACUCAACUAGGACUUGGAUGGGUGCUUUGUGCCUUUGAGGAUCAAGAAUCUUUGGAGGAAAUAAUUGCUUCAGGUCCCUGGUAUGUCAAUGGCAACAUAGUGGGUAUGGACAGGUGGUCAGCAGCUUUCUCACCUACAUUAUUCAAAGGCCUCACAGCCCCAAUUUGGAUCCGGAUGCCAAAUCUUCCACUUCAAUGUUGGGAUGAAGUGAAUGUUUGUAGAAUUGCUUCCAUGGUGGGGACUCCUUACUUGAUCGAUGGUAACAUGUUCCAGUGGUCUAGAAGAGAAUUCGCAAGGGUUUGUGUGAGAAUCAAACUCGAUGAGAAGUUACCCAUGGGUGUUUGGGUUGAAGGAGAAAUUGGAAAAUUUUACCAGAACAUUAAACAUGAAAGGUUGCCAACAUUUUGCUUCAACUGUGGUAAGCUUGGUUACUUAAGGGAGGAAUGUUUGAAGAAAUCUACUUCGAUCAGGUCUAAACAAGGGAUUGAAGCUCAAACCAGUGAAGGUGAAGUUGGAGCUGGAGAUACAAGCAAAAUUACUCAAAAUCAGGCUCCUAUUGAUAAUGACAAAGGAGAUGGCUAUGGUCCUUGGAUUCAUGUGGACUACAAAGCUAAGAAGAAUCAUAAAAAAGUUACUGGGAGCAAGGAAAUAAUAAAGGCCAAUUCUAGUUUGGAGGGGAGAACAAAAGAAGCUGUUAAACCAAGCAGUACAAUUAGUACUAUUGCUGGGAAUAAUUUGUUAAAACAAAAUUCAAUUGAUUCAAGUUGUUUGAAUCAGAAAGCAGGAUAUGAGGUAACAGAAACCAAUCCUAUUGUUGAUAUCUGCUAUGCUGAAGGUGAAAUAGUUGAGGAAGGUCUACAACCAAAUGCACAUGAAGGAAUUCAGGCAGAGCCAGUUGAUGUUGUAUCUAAAGCUUGUGAAGAUACCUCUUCUACUGUUAAGAAGAGAGGAACAAAGCAGUUAAAAAACCUGGGACCUAUCAGCCUGAAGACAAGGGGUAGGAAAAAUGAAGAAGAGAGGAGCCAAGAAAAAGAGGGCUUCUCUCUACCUCAAGGAGGGUUCUUUUCGUUGGGCUAUUGGAGACUAGUUUUUAUUGAGCAUAAAGAUGUGGAAUCUUCGAUUGGCACUGGUUGGAAUUACAAUUUUGUUCCGUCCGCUGGUUUAUCUGGAGGCAUUCUUGCUCUGUGGAGAAGCAACCUAGCUAAUUUCAACAUGAUUGAGUGUUCAUCUCAAUUCAUUGUAGGUGAUUUGGAUAUCCUCAAUAAGGGGAAAAACAUAUCACCAAUGCUUAGAGUAGCUACUAUAUAUGGCAGCAAAGAUGUGUACAAUAGAAGAUUUCUUUGGAAUGGCUUGGAAAAACAUAUCACCAAUGAUUGGCCUUUGGUGAUCGGUGGAGAUUUCAAUUGUCUUUUGGCUAAAGAAGACAAGAUAGGUGGCAGGAAAUUUAACUUCUCUUUGCGGCCGAGAGAGAUGAAAUACUUUAUGACUUCUAAUGAUCUUCAUGAGCUAAAUUUCAUUGGUCCUAGAAUGACCUGGAGCAAUAAUAAGAAAGGCUAUGAUCGGAUAAUGGAAAGAUUAGAACGAAUUUUGGUCAAUUCUACUGCGAUGAACUAUAAUCAACAGAUGGUUCUUAAACAUCUACCCAGAAUUGCAUCUGAUCACUGUCCUAUCCUCCUCAAUACUUCAGUUUUUCCUUCCAAUAGUAAAAGAUCUAUCAAAUUCAAGGAUGUGUGGGCUUCGUAUCCGUCAUCCUUUGCUGUUGUGAAAAAAGCAUGGAUGAGAAGAGACUCAGGUUCUCCUGCUGAAAUUCUGAAUUAUAAAUUUAAAAGGGCUCUCAAAUCCUUAUUCUUUUCGAAUAAGACUAAGCACAAAGAGUUGAAUCAUAUGAAGGACUUGCUCAAAGAAGAAAUUCUUAUUCUUCAAACUAAAGAAUCUGAAGUUGGUAUGCUAUCCAUGGAUGAUUAUUCUCUUCUAAAAUUUAAAAUCAACGAGCUCAACUCUACUUUGGCUCGGUUAAACACGUGGUGGAGACAACGAUCCAAAGUAAAAUGGAUAGGUGAAGGAGACCAAAAUUCAAAAAAAUUUCACUCAAUGGCAAGUGCUAGAAAGAACAGCAAUCUCAUUCCUUGCAUUAAGGAUGGCAACGGGAUUAUGGUGGAAAAUCAUGACCAAAUUGAAGACGUUUUAUUACAAUACUUUAAAGACAAGUGGCAAGAUAGAAGAUGCUUACUUGAAGGUUGGCCGGAUAUUCACUCUUUUCUGGAUGAGGAUGAUAAAAGCCAGUUAAACAGAGAAUUCAUUUUUGAAGAAGUAGAAAAUGCUAUUAAAGAUACAACGGGUGGAUCUUCUCCAGGUGAAGACGGUAUCUCAUAUUCUUUUCUCAAAAUCUAUUGGCCUAUUAUUAGAAUUGAAUUCUGGGAAGCUAUGAGAAAUUUCUUUGAAACUGCUAAGAUGAAUGAGGAUUGGAAGAGAACUUUGAUUGUCCUAAUUCCCAAAAUUAACAAUCCAAAAUAUGCUUAUAAUUAUAGGCCUAUUAGCCUUUGUAACACGGUGUACAAAAUUGCUUCCAAAGUUCUUCUUAACAGAUUAAAAGGUAUUAUUUCAAAAUUAAUCUCACUUGAACAAGCUGCCUUUCUUAGAGGGAGAUCUCUUCAAGACCAUAUUUUGAUAGCUCAUGAACUUAUACAUAAGUUCAGGUUCUCUAAAGCUUCAAAAGGGCUGGUGUCUAUUAAAUUAGACAUAGAACAAGCAUAUGAUUCAAUGGGGUGGCCAACUUUUCAAAAAAUUCUUUGUUACUUUGGUUUUCCGGAUUUCUUCUCCAAGCUUAUUUUGGAAUGUGUUCAAAAUCCUGCUUUCUCUAUUUUAAUUAAUGGAAUUCCUUCCAACUGGAUCAAAGCUAGGUGUGGUUUUAGACAAGGGUGCCCCUUGUCUCCUUACCUUUUCAUUUUAUGUUCUCAGCUUCUUUCUAAUGCAAUUAUGGAAAGGGGUGAUUUUGGUGUUCGGGUUAGCAGUAACAGCCCAAGAAUUUCGCACUUAUUGUACGCUGAUGAUAUCAUCUUCUUUGCUGAAGCUAAACUAAAAAAUGUGAGAACUAUAAAAAGUAUUGUCAACAGUUACUGUGGUUGGACUGGCCAAAAGGUGAACAUAAGCAAAUCUGGUAUGCUUUUUGGGAAGCGGUCUCUAGCUUGA
Messenger RNA from Dendrobium catenatum, 3873 nucleotides. RefSeq lists its product as uncharacterized. The transcript is spliced from 4 exons. The coding region runs from base 1 to 3873 and encodes 1290 amino acids. Gene Ontology annotation, molecular function: nucleic acid binding; zinc ion binding. The record is from RefSeq and is a predicted model, not a curated record. NCBI's taxonomy places the organism in Eukaryota, Viridiplantae, Streptophyta, Magnoliopsida, Asparagales, Orchidaceae.